Zymoseptoria tritici IPO323 is the source of this 1473-nucleotide messenger RNA. Its product is annotated as 4-aminobutyrate aminotransferase. The transcript has 2 exons. The record is from RefSeq and is a predicted model, not a curated record. NCBI's taxonomy places the organism in Eukaryota, Fungi, Ascomycota, Dothideomycetes, Mycosphaerellales, Mycosphaerellaceae. Bases 1 to 1473 code for a protein of 490 amino acids. Gene Ontology annotation, cellular component: mitochondrion. Gene Ontology annotation, molecular function: pyridoxal phosphate binding. Gene Ontology annotation, biological process: GABA catabolic process.
AUGGCAACCAAGACGCCCGCGCGCAAUGCCAGCGCUGCCGCCGCAGUACAAUCCGUCAAGUCGGCCGUUGGCCUCGAACAGCCACUCUUCCCCGGCGAGCCCGAUGCUCCGACUGUUCGCACCGAAAUUCCUGGUCCCAUAUCAAAAGAGGCGAUCAUUGCACUUGACAAAGUCUUCGACACACGGUCGUUGAACAUGAUGGCCAACUACCAGAACAGCUACGGAAACUACCUCGCGGAUCUUGACGGCAACGUGUUGCUCGAUGUAUACGCUCAGAUCGCAUCGAUCCCAAUCGGAUACAGCAACCCGGCCUUGCUCGCCGCUGCCACUUCCCCAGAGAUGGCAAGCGCAAUCAUCAAUCGUCCUGCGUUGGGAAACUUUCCACAGCAUGACUGGGCGGAGAUUCUGGAAACCGGCAUGUUGAAGGUUGCUCCCAAGGGUUGCGACCAGGUCUUCACAGCUCAAGCUGGGUCCGAUGCCAACGAGCUGGCAUACAAGGCGGCCUUCAUGUACAAGCGUCGCCAGCAGCGAGGUGGUCCAGAUGUUGAUUUCACUGCUGAUGAGAUCUCUUCGGCCAUGAACAACCAAUCUCCCGGUGCACCGAACAUGUCGAUCAUGUCGUUCAAGACUGCAUUCCACGGACGUCUCUUUGGCUCCCUAUCCACCACGCGCUCCAAGCCGAUUCACAAGCUUGACAUCCCUGCCUUUGACUGGCCACAGGCUUCGUUCCCAGCUCUCAAGUACCCGCUUGAGGACCACGUUGAGGAGAACGCCCGAGAGGAGGCUCGCUGCCUUGCGGAAGUCGAGGAGAUUCUGACAACCUUCCACUCGCCGCCAGCUGCUGUCGUUGUUGAGCCGAUCCAGUCCGAGGGUGGUGACAACCACGCCAGCCCGGCUUUCUUCCAGGGUCUCCGAGAGGUGACUCGCAAGCACGAUGUACUCCUGAUCGUCGACGAGGUGCAGACUGGUGUUGGUGCUACUGGCAAGUUUUGGGCGCACGACCACUGGAAUUUGCAGGAUCCUCCGGACAUGGUCACCUUCUCCAAGAAGGCGCAGACUGCGGGAUACUACUUUGGCAACCCGGAGCUGAGGCCCAACAAGCCAUACCGUCAAUUCAAUACCUGGAUGGGUGACCCUGCGCGCGCCAUCCUCUUCCGCGCCAUCAUCGACGAAAUCACCCGCCUCAACCUCGUCGAGAACACCGCCGUGACCGGUGACUACCUGUUCUCCGGUCUCGAGAACCUCGCCAAGAAGUACCCGGGCGAGAUCCAGAACCUUCGUGGAAAGGGUCAGGGCACGUUCAUCGCAUGGGACUCUCCCCGACGUGACGAGGUGCUCAAGAAGGCAAAGUCCGUGGGCAUCAACGUUGGAGGUUCCGGAGAAAAGGCCGUCCGACUCAGGCCGAUGUUGAUCUUCCAAAAGCAUCACUCUGACAUUUUCCUGGAGGGGAUGGAGAAGAUCUUCAAGUCGUGA